Messenger RNA from Besnoitia besnoiti, 1092 nucleotides. RefSeq lists its product as uncharacterized. The transcript has a single exon. Lineage: Eukaryota; Apicomplexa; Conoidasida; Eucoccidiorida; Sarcocystidae. The record is from RefSeq and is a predicted model, not a curated record. The coding region runs from base 1 to 1092 and encodes 363 amino acids.
AUGGCGCGGUAUGUCAGUCAUUCAGGGCGAGACGUCGCCUGCUUCACCGCAGGGCGCGCUCGCCCCCGCAAGCUGCUGGGCCUUGGCCUGUCGGAAUUGCUUGUCAUCUGCUUUCUGGUCCUAAUUUAUGCGCUUGUUUGCGGCCAUGUAGCAGAGCCCAUAUCUCCAGCGCCCCCUGACGAGACAGCAAAUGAAGGGGAAAGCGAAACAUCGGGGGGCUCGGUUUCCUCCCUUGCUACGGAAGGCGGCGACGCUGGUGAUGCAGCAGGCAGUGGUGUACGGCAGAAGGGUCAGGCCGUCCUGUCGCAGGAUGAAGAAGAAGUUGAAGCCUUCGAGCGCCAGAUCUUUCAUCGGCUGUACGCUGCAGAGAAUGCGGCGCUUCAGCCGCAAGCGAUUGAUGCGCUUUUCGAGGAUCGGAAGAGCCCGCGCCGAGAGUAUUUGAUGCGGCUCCGCCCUCCACUGGCGGGAUUUUUGAGAGCCACGGGCAUUUUAAGCCUCGCAUGUAUCCUAGCGCGGGGCUUGCUCCGAACGAGAAACGGUCUCGCGUUCUUCUUCGGCGCAGCAUGGCUGGCCGCGUCGUACCUCAUAUCAUUUGUUAUCGACUGGCGCCGCAGCCAGGAAUUUGCACAAGUCGCGCGGGAGCUUCUGGACGACCGCUGGGCCGGCCGCAGCACCGCGGAAAAGAAGCAGCUCCAGCAGGAGUUCUUCCACGCUGUUCUCAAGUCUAAGAAGCCGCGGCUUCAGGCAACGACACUCAUGGCGGGUAUCUUUCUCCUCCUCCUCUGCUCAUCCUUCGCUCGCUACCCCCAGUGGCCUUUGCCCGACUCCCCCCACCAUGCGACGGAGACGGCGCUGAACAGACACUUUUUGCCGCUGGCUGCGCUCGUCCUCAUCGGCGCCGGAGCAAUCCGGCUUUUGAAAAGCAUCUCGAGCCGCCGUCAGUUCCAGGCUCAGCUUCGAGGCAAAUCCCGGAGCGGCCGUGAGCAGCGGACACGUCACAAGGAACGAAGGGCCCACGCCUCGAGUGACUCAGUUCCCUUGCCUUCUACCCCCCUCGAAGAACCCGUCAGCCAGACAGCUCCCAGUGUGUGA